CGCCGCGGACCGCCGAGGGGAGCGGGUGCUCAGCGGCCGCGGGGAGCGGAGCCCGAGGGAGCGCUGCCGCAGCCCAGCGCCAUUGCCGCCCUCAGCCCGCGAUGGCAGUUCCAGGAGCCAUUGAUGCCAACGACACCCUGAUGUCCCAGCUGGAUUACUGAGAACUCUGGUGACUCCUGGAGGUGCUGCUGUUCACAUAAGGAAUUGUCCUCAGUCCUUGGCCUUUCAUCCCAGCAGCAUCUGUUUGGGUGCUGAAUGCAAGUCCUGGACAUUCUGGAAACGAUGGGGAUUGGCAAAAACACCACCUCGAAGUCGGUGGAGGCGGGAGGCUCCACGGAGGGCAAAUACGAGGAUGAAUCCAAACAUCCCGCCUUCUUCACCCUGCCUGUUGUGAUAAACGGUGGAGCAACGUCCAGCGGUGACCAGGAUACAGAAGACACGGAGUUGAUGGCCAUCUAUACCACAGAAAAUGGCAUAGCAGAGAAGAGCUCCCUGGCAGAGACCCUGGACAGCAGCGGCAGUUUGGACGCCCAGAGGACUGACAUGAUUUACACCAUUGAGGAUGUUCCUCCCUGGUACCUCUGCAUAUUUUUGGGGCUACAGCACUACCUGACGUGCUUCAGCGGGACGAUCGCCGUGCCCUUCCUGCUGGCCGAUGCCAUGUGUGUGGGCUUUGACCAGUGGGCCACCAGCCAGUUGAUUGGGACCAUUUUCUUCUGUGUGGGCAUCACCACGUUGUUACAAACAACCUUUGGCUGCAGGUUACCCCUGUUCCAAGCCAGUGCUUUUGCAUUCUUAGCACCUGCCAGAGCAAUACUCUCUCUGGAGAAGUGGAAAUGUAAUAACACAGAUAUAACAGUUACAAACAGGACAGCAGAGCUGCCGCACACCGAGCACAUCUGGUACCCCCGGAUCCGAGAGAUCCAAGGUGCCAUCAUCAUGUCCUCCCUGAUCGAGGUGGUGAUCGGACUGCUCGGCCUGCCCGGGGCCCUCCUGCGCUACAUCGGCCCCCUGACCAUCACCCCCACCGUGGCCCUCAUCGGCCUCUCCGGCUUCCAGGCUGCUGGGGAGAGAGCUGGCAAGCACUGGGGCAUUGCCAUGCUGACUAUUUUCCUAGUGUUGUUGUUCUCUCAGUAUGCCAGAAAUGUCAAAUUCCCCUUACCCAUUUACAAAUCCAAGAAAGGAUGGACAGCAUACAGGCUGCAGCUUUUCAAGAUGUUCCCUAUUAUUUUGGCAAUUCUGGUGUCGUGGCUGCUGUGCUACAUCUUCACGAGUGGGGUUGGAAUUGGGCCGAUGGGCAAGUCAGAGAAUGCCAGUCCCUGCUUAUCAACAGGCAAUGAAACCAGACAAUUCCAUGAUUCCGUGAAAUGGCUGUAUUUUUUGAUACCUGAGUUGUUUCUGGGCAGGGGAGGUCUCAGUGUUGUUCUCCCCACAGUUCAGUGGGGGCUGCCCACCAUCUCUGCUGCCGGGGUGAUCGGGAUGCUCAGCGCCGUCGUCGCCAGCAUCAUCGAGUCCAUCGGGGACUACUACGCCUGUGCCCGGCUGUCCUGUGCUCCUCCUCCACCCAUCCAUGCAAUAAACAGGGGGAUUUUUAUCGAGGGUCUCUCCUGUGUUCUGGAUGGGGUAUUUGGGACAGGGAAUGGAUCCACCUCUUCCAGCCCUAACAUUGGUGUCUUGGGCAUCACAAAGGUUGGGAGUCGCAGGGUGAUCCAGUAUGGAGCUGCCUUCAUGCUGCUCCUGGGGAUGGUUGGGAAGUUCAGUGCCCUCUUUGCAUCCCUGCCCGACCCCGUGCUGGGGGCUCUCUUCUGCACCCUCUUUGGGAUGAUUACAGCUGUGGGUCUGUCAAACCUCCAGUUCAUUGAUUUAAACUCCUCUCGGAAUCUGUUUGUCCUUGGAUUUUCCAUUUUCUUCGGGCUCGUCCUCCCAAGUUAUCUCAAACAGAACCCCCUGGUCACAGGAAUAGCAGGGAUUGAUCAGGUGCUGAACGUCCUGCUCACCACAGCCAUGUUCGUCGGGGGCUGCGUCGCCUUUAUCUUGGACAACACCAUCCCAGGAAGCCCUGAGGAAAGGGGAAUACGGAAAUGGAAGAAAGGGAUCGGGAAAGGAAGCAAAUCCCUGGAUGGCAUGGAAACGUAUGAUUUGCCUUUUGGCAUGAACUUCAUUAAAAAAUACAGGUGUUUCAGCUUCCUGCCCAUCAGCCCCACCUUCAUGGGAUACACGUGGAAAGGCUUCAGGAAAAGCAGUAACUGCAGGAGUUCAGACGAAGACUCAGAAGCUACAGUAUAGCCUUAGUUGAAAUUAUAUUAUCUAGUUGUAGUAAAAGAUGUAUUUGCAGUUUCUUGCUGAUUAAGAAGCAUUAAAAUAUAUGUUUUGUAUAUCUGCAUUUAAAUUCUGGAACCAGAGCUGAGACAGAUUUAAAAAAAAAAAAAAAGAAAAAAAAAAAGAAGAAGAAGAAGAAAAAAAAGGCUUUUCCUGUUGUGGGUGGUGGGAGCCAGAUCUGGUGUCUCUGGGGCAAAUUCCAGGGGUUUGGGGGAGUUGUGGUACCUAAGUCUGUUUAUUUUAAAUGGGUUUAGGUCCUGGAAGUGUGUAGGUGCUAUUGAAAAACUUUAAUUAACUUAAAUUUUGAUUUUAUUGGAGCCCUCACUUGGCACAGUCAUUGCUGGCAAUGUUGGUUAUGCCAGGAAAUCUGAAUCCGUGGGAAGGGGGGGGGAAAGAAAAGAAAAAAAG
Molecule: messenger RNA, 2727 nt
Organism: Manacus vitellinus (golden-collared manakin)
Lineage: Eukaryota; Metazoa; Chordata; Aves; Passeriformes; Pipridae
Gene: SLC23A2
Product: solute carrier family 23 member 2
Exons: 17
Coding region: 256-2286 (676 amino acids)
Biological process (GO): transmembrane transport; L-ascorbic acid metabolic process
Cellular component (GO): membrane
Molecular function (GO): transmembrane transporter activity
Source: RefSeq, a predicted model, not a curated record